AAUGUAAAUUCUGAGAAAGGCAGUUCCGGGAAACUUUACUUUCACUUUUAACAUUAUCACGCUUUAGAACCAUAGACCUCGUCAUUCUGCCGUUUUGGAAUGUGUCCACCAACUGCGGAUUUACAGGAAUAAUGGACAACAAUGGUAAACGGUCAAAAAGACCUCAUAAAAAGCAAUCAACAAAAACAAAUUAUAAUGGAUCAAACCAAAAUAGUUCUGGGAAAGAUAAUGCAGUACGAUUUCAUAAAAGUCUACAAUCAAAUUCAAUUGCUUCUGGUGGAAAGCAACAUAAAACUGAAAAGUUUAAAACAAAACUGAAAAAUUUUCCUGAUUUUAGAAAUCGUUGUCAGACAUCUGCAAGAUCCAUUGUGUGUUCCAAACACAGAAUAUGUUGUUUAAACUUGAAAUUAUUUCAAGACCUGAUUGAGAAGGAUGCAAGCAGUAUUUGUCUACAGUUGGGAUCCUGUGAAGAAUGCUUCAAAUACUUUCUCAAUAAACCAAUUGAUCUUCACACAACAACAUUGUUUUUGAAAGUCUUGAGACAAAGUUUGAAAUCUUUCACACUAAAGGAAAUGAACAACAAACAUCUGUCACUAAUGAUGUAUUCCACAUUCUUUGAUCAUAUCAAUGAUGUAAUUAUUGUCAUAAGAGACAUAAAUGACAAAGAAAAAGACUUCUUAACUGAAAUAUUAAAUAUAUUUAAAAUAAUUCUAACACUUACUCCCAGCCAUUAUGUAAAAGUCAUGCAAACUGUUGGCAUUAUAGAUAUUGCUGUUCAAGAUCCUGAUUCAGAACUUAAUUUGAAAAUGAAAGAACUACAAAAUCUUUUACAAUCUAUCAGUUCUGAACAUGCACCUAGAUCCAGGCAGAGCAGAACAGAUUCUUCAUAUAGUAUUGUGGAUGAUUUUAGGAAUCUAAAACUGAUUCCCACAGUAGGAGAGAUUAUUUCAAAUAAGAAACCUAUCCUCCAUAAAAAUAUAAAAAAAGGUGCUUAUGAAAAUCUUGACCAUUAUCUGGACGUACAGUUCCGUUUGUUACGCGAAGAUUUUGUUGGUCCAUUACGUAAUGGCUUAGCUUUAUUCAUUGGUGAUAAGAAAAUACUGAAUGAUAAAAAAAAUGAUGACUUUUAUAUUUAUCAUAAAGUAUAUGUUAUAGAUUGGGUAACAACUAAGAAUGGCGUUCAAUAUAAAGUAUUAUUUGAUGUUUCUAAAUUCUCAAAUAUCAAUUGGGAACAGAAUAAAAGAUUUAUAUUUGGGUCACUUCUCUGUUUGUCUGAAGACAAUUUCAUAACUACUUACUAUGCUACUGUUUCUGAUAGGAAUUCAGAAGAAUUGCAGCAAGGAAUUGUUACAGUGAACUUCUUUCCUGAUGUUAAAUUGAAUAUGGUGAUAAAUAAGCAAUUUGUUAUGGUUGAAUCAAAAGCUUUUUAUGAAGGAUAUCGACCUAUUUUGAUGGGUUUAAAGGAAAUUGUUUCUUGUGAUUUACCUUUCAAGGAUUAUAUUUUAUAUGCUGAUAAAAAUGUGAAGGCUCCAAAAUAUUUGACAGCUUGUAGCCCUGUCUUUGAUUUAUCUUGUCUCACUGAUAAAUCCAAACUUGUUUAUGAUUAUUCCACCAAAACUGUUAAAGUUCAGAGAACCUCUUCAACUGCCAUUAAGGUUGAUGUUCUAGGUAACAGCUGGCCAGAAGCAGUGUCACUGAAUUUCAAUGAUUCUCAGUUAAGUGCAUUUUCCAAUAUUUUAUCCAAAGAAUUCUCUCUUACACAAGGUCCACCAGGUACAGGAAAGACUUAUAUUGGUCUUCAGACAGUCAAGGUUCUCUGUAGCAACUAUGAGAAAUGGUGUGGCAAGCCAAUGCUGAUUGUAUGUUACACAAACCAUUCUUUGGAUCAGUUUCUUGAAGGUAUUGAUAAGUUUUUAGAUGGAGGUAUUGUUCGAGUUGGAGGACGAAGCUCUAGUGAAAUUCUUAAAAAAUAUUCUCUGCAUCAAGUAAAAUUAGACAAUGGAUUUCCAAGGACUAGAGAACUGCAGACAAACAGAGAACAUGUAUAUACUGAAAUAACUGCACUUGGGCAUCAAAUUGAAGACAAAACUAUUUGUUUUCAGACUUUAAAGCAUAAAAUCAUUCCUAUUGAAAUACUUCGGCCAUACAUGCGUCACUUUUAUAAUUUGUUGACAGAAAGUUUUCAAAAGAACAUGGUUGGAAGUAAUUAUAUGAUGGAGGAAUGGUUAGGUUUUCAAAAUGUCACAGUUGAAGAAGAAAAUAGCUUUGAAAGAGUAGCUCAUAAUGAUGAAGUUAUUGAUGACUCUGAUGUUGAAUUUCUUCAAAAUAAUCGUAUGCUUGAUACAGAUAUUGAAGAUUUAAGUCAAGCAAAAUGUAAAAGAAAUCCUGUCUCUGAUGAAACAAAAGAAAGUGAUAAUUUAAACAAUACAGAUGGAUUUGAAAGAACAGCAAAAGAUAAGAAAAAAUUGCAAAAGAGAUUCAAAAUGGAAUUAAAAUCUACAGAGAUAAUGUCUGUUGAAGAAAUUGAUUCAAUCAGUUAUAUUGAUUUGUGGAUAAUGCCUGUUUCCAAACGUUGGUGCCUUUAUCGUUAUUGGGUAUCUCUCUAUUCUUCAAAAUUAUUAGAAGACAUUUUUGAAUUAACAACAGAGUACAACAUGGCUGCAAAGAGAUUGGAAGAGCUGAGAUAUGAAGAAGACAAAAUCAUCUUUCAGAAUUCUUUAAUCAUUGGAAUGACGACUACAGGUGCUGCUAGAUAUCGAGCAAUUCUUCAAGAAAUCCAGCCACGAAUUAUAAUUGUAGAGGAAGCAGCAGAAAUUCUUGAGGCUCAUAUUAUAACAAGCUUAAAUUGCAAGUGUGAACAACUUAUUCUUAUUGGUGAUCACAAACAACUGCAACCAUCUACAAAUGUCUAUAAACUUGCAAAACACUACAAUUUGGAAAUUUCUCUCUUUGAACGCAUGUUUAAUAAUGACAUCGAAGUGAAAUGCCUUAACUUUCAACAUCGCAUGCGGCCUGAAAUUGCAGAACUGGUUCAUCCAAUUUAUCCAGAGUUAAAAAAUCACCAUUCAGUGAAACUGUAUGAUAAUAUCCAUGGAAUUAGUAAAAAUAUAUAUUUUAUUAAUCACAAUCAGCCAGAAAAUGAAGUUAGAUUUGGGACAAGUAAACACAAUCCAUAUGAGGCAUCAUUUAUCACUGGAUUAUGUUGUUAUUUACGAAAACAAGGUUAUGAAAGCUCACAAAUCACUAUACUGACAACAUAUUCAGGACAGUUGUUUUCUAUAAAGAAAUUGAUUAAAACUGAGCGACUAUGUGAUGGUGUCAGAGUAACCAUCGUUGACAAUUAUCAAGGAGAAGAAAAUGACAUAAUUUUAUUGUCUUUAGUCAGAAGUAAUGAGCUUAAUUCAGUUGGAUAUCUAAAAAUUGAUAACAGAGUAUGUGUUGCAUUAUCAAGAGCAAAGAAAGGCUUAUAUGUCAUUGGAAAUUUUAAGCUUCUUGCUACAAACAGUCCACUUUGGGCAGAAAUUUUGUUGUCGUUAGAGGAGAAGAAAAUACUUGUUGAUGCAAUGAUAUUGAAAUGUCAGAAUCAUCCUGAAACAUGUGCUCAAGUAACAUCUUUUGAAGACUUUUGUAAGGCACCAGAAGGUGGAUGUUUAAAACCAUGUGAAGCACGUCUAGAUUGUGGACACACUUGUGCAUUACUGUGUCAUCCUUAUGAUAAGGAACAUACCAAAUAUAUCUGUAAAAAACAAUGUGUCAAAACUCUCCCUGAUUGUAAUCAUCCAUGUUUAAGAAGCUGCUCCGAACGUUGUACACCAUGCAUAACGGAAGUUACAAAAGUAAUGCCAUAUUGCUCUCAUCAUCAGGAAAUGUUUUGUUCCAGAGAUCCUGUUACAUUUAUUUGCCAGGAGCCAUGUCCAUUAGAACUUCCUUGUGGUCAUAAAUGUUUAAAUACAUGUGGAGAAAAUUGUUUGAGUAAAUGUCUUCAAAUCAUUGAAAACACUUGUCCUUGUGGUCAUACUUCAAAUAUAGAGUGCUAUCAAAAGGAAAAAUGUUUUGUAAUUUGUAAAGAACUUCUCGACUGUGGCCAUUUUUGUAAGGGAUACUGUUUUGAGUGUCGUGGAAUUCAUAUUCACAAGCCAUGUAAGGAAGGAUGUGACAGAAUUUUAAUCUGUGGUCAUAAAUGUCAAAGUAAAGAUUGUUCUUCUUGUAUACCUUGUGAAAGGCCUUGUGAAAACCGAUGUCUACACAAUAAAUGUAAAAUGAAAUGUGGUGAACCUUGUAAGCAGUGUGUUGAGCCUUGUCAGUGGGAGUGUAAGCAUUACAAAUGCAGUAAGUUAUGUCACGAACCCUGUGAUCGUCCAGCAUGUAAUGCACCUUGCAAAAAAUUACUUGACUGUAAUCACCAGUGUGCUGGUCUUUGUGGAGAACAGUGCCCUGAAUUGUGCUCAACUUGUAAUGAAGUUGAGCUUAAAGAAAUAUUUUUUGGCAAUGAAGAUGAAAAUGAUGCUCGUUUUGUUCAACUUGAAGAUUGCAAACACAUUUUUGAAGUAACUGGCUUGGAUAAUUGGAUGGAAGUUGAUUUGAAUAAUUCUGAAAUUCAACUAAAAUUGUGCCCAAAGUGUAAAACUCCAAUCAGGCGUAAUCAUAGAUAUGGAAAUCUUAUCAAUAAGACCUUACAAGACAUCGAAAAAGUAAAAGAAAAACUGAAUGCUGAUCCUAGAGAAGUUUCUACAUUAAAAUCUUAUAUAGAUUCAAAUCCAAAUCAUAUUAGAGAUUUAAGAAAGUUAAAAGGACAUUUUCAUAUUGGGAGCAUAAUAAGUAAGGAACAUUUUAACUCUAUGAAAACUAAGGCUCAAUAUUUAGAAGUUUUGUCUAAACUGAGUACAAUAGAUAUUCAAUAUUUGGUUGAAUGGUUUGUAAAUCAUAAAGCUAGAUUUACUGCUCAAGAGCUGAAGGAAGCAAGUUUAGAAGUGCAACGUCUUCAAGAACUUGAAAACAUAGAAGAUUUGAAGACUUAUACACAAGGCAUGUCUGAUAUUUCUAGUUUGUUAAAAGAAGCAUCCACUUAUUUGGAAGGAUUUUAUUCAGAAGAAAAGCAAUCAAAAAUUGAAACAAUCAUGAAUAAAAUAGAAACUUUAAAGCCCGGUUUGAAGAUUUCUGAGAAGGAAAGAAUUGAAAUUGUUCAAGCUUUGCAACUUCCUAAAGGACAUUGGUUUAAAUGUCAAAAUGGUCAUAUUUAUGCUAUUGGAGAUUGUGGAGGUGCUGUAGUGACAAGCAUUUGUCCUGAGUGUAAAUGCGAGAUAGGAGGAACGUCUCAUCAGUUAUUAGGAAGUAAUACAUUGGCUGAUGAAAUGGAUGGUGCAGAACACCCUGCUUGGUCUGAUGCUGCUAAUUUGAAUUUGAUUCAGUAAAAAGAUUUUGUUCAAUAAAUACUAUUUCUUUACUUGUAGAUCUAAUAAAAUUUUAUUGAAAUAUACAGUGUUCUAUAUGUUUGAAAAAUUAAAUUGUUAUCUAUUCAAGUUGUAAGCAAAUCUAAACAUUCUUUUAAUUAUUAUUUAUUUCAUAACAAUAUAUUUGAGCAAUUGAUCAUGCUGCUUUCUCUUUGUAUUGUUUUACCUGUAGUAACUUAACCACAGGUCAAACCUAACUGAAAAUAUGCAUAUAAACCUGUUAAACCAAAACUAACUGUUACUCUAAUUUCAAUACGAAAUAUCAAUGAACACUUUAACUAACCAAAUCCAGUUGCACUCUGGUUGUGAGAAUAAAGUGAAAGAUACUUUUUAGAAUAAAGAAAGCCAUGAAAGUGGUAUAAAAUUAUUUACUGAACCACUUUUAAGCCUAUGAACUAUAUAUGUUUUUUUUUAUAAUAGAUUUGUGUUAAAAAAAAGAAAACAUGGUGUUAGAUGUAGUUUAACAUUUACAUAAGUACAUUUUAUACCCUGGAAUCCUCUAUACUUCCUUUCCUACUAAAUUUGCUUGUAUAUUCAGUCAAAAUAAAGAACAAAAUUAUCA
Octopus sinensis (East Asian common octopus) is the source of this 6012-nucleotide messenger RNA. RefSeq names its product NFX1-type zinc finger-containing protein 1. Gene Ontology annotation, molecular function: helicase activity; zinc ion binding. Gene Ontology annotation, cellular component: nucleus; nuclear RNA-directed RNA polymerase complex. The transcript has 3 exons. The record is from RefSeq and is a predicted model, not a curated record. The coding region runs from base 132 to 5411 and encodes 1759 amino acids. Lineage: Eukaryota; Metazoa; Mollusca; Cephalopoda; Octopoda; Octopodidae. Gene Ontology annotation, biological process: regulatory ncRNA-mediated heterochromatin formation.